AUGGAUCCCCCACCCAGCCAGCCAUACAAUCAUCACCCAUCACCCUAUGCAAGACCACCACCACCAGCGCCAGGCACAGGUGAUGGUGCAACACCGAUGGCAGCGACGCGCCCAGGCGGUGGGUCGCAGCCCAGCGGCAGGAGGAGACCAAACAAGCUCAAGCAGCAAAUGUCCGUCGUCGUCCCGCUGAAUAAUUCAGAGCUCAUGUCUUUAUCCGCCGCGACUCUGUCUUCCUAUCCACUCGGCGUCCCAGACACAGAAACAACAACAACAACAACAACAAACAUCUCCUCAUCACGCUCUGCCGGUUUCGACACAGCCCUCUACGACCCAAGUUCGGACUCUGUUCAUAUACUACCGCAUAGCCGCCGUCGUCCCCAGGUCCCCACCAAAAAUUCCCAGGGGCCACCACCACCUGCACCACCACCAAAAGACCUGGAUGAUUCUGGGAUCAUUGUCGGCAACGCAAGGUCGAACCGGUCUAGGUUUGUGUAUUCGCCGAGCCCGCGGCGCCAGAGCUUUGAUCUGCCUCUCAGAGACCACCAAUUGCCUGGUCAGGAGUCCAACAGCAAACCUUCCAUUGCCCCUUUCAACUUGGGUCAUAUUCGAAACAAAACUGUCGACCUCAUGUCUCCACCGCCAGGCAGGAAGAGAAGCCAAAAGGCCUUGAUAGAGCAUGUAUCCAGCAAAAGCGUCGACGCCAAUCCCAGUGCGGCCUUGACCAAGCAGAUUGCCUCCUCGGUCCUGCACGAGCGGUACGGGAACAGGCGGACAGACGAGACGGCAGCUGAAAGAAUUUCAGAUACUUCUUCUGCUGCUGCUGCUGCUGCUGCUCCUCCACGACGUAUCCAGGACAUGUUGUCGUCGAAUAAUAAUGAUAAUGAUAAUGAUAAUAAUACUAAUAACACAACCAUGGGCGACCAGCAACAGCCACCACCACCACGCUGGGGUCUGCCCAGCAACCCGCGAUCGUGGAUUAAUCACUCGAGGUCAACGUCCAAGGCAACAACGACCUCGUCGUCGUCGUCAUCUUCAAGAGCCUCGUCUAGAAGCUCUGGACCGAGGUUUCGGUCGAUCAUUCCCAGUAUCCCGGAGAGCAGCGGCGGCCCGACGACGAUGGAGGAUGAGGACGACCCUUUCCUGUACGACAGGCAGGAUGAAGUCGAUGAGCGCAGGAGCAGGAGCCGAGGACCAGUCGAGAACCGUUCUGAGAGGAAGACCAAAGUUGGUGGUGGUGGUGGUGGUGGUGGCAAUUUCAACACCGCACAAGGCUACCCAUGUCCAUUCAGGAGGAGGAAUCCUGUUGUCUUUAAUGUUCGUGAUCACGAGAGCUGUGCUCGACGCUCGUUUCCCGAUAUCGCGGAACUCAGGCGCCACCUGAGAACUGAACACCGUAACCAGAGGGCAACAUAUCGGUGUCCACGCUGCCAGCAGGCCUUUCCUAGCCAGAAUGGGCUGAGCGACCACCUCAUGGUGCCUCUCGAGGACAUGUGUGAACCACGGCCGAUGGGACCAGACAACUUCGCCGAGGUUGGGAUCACCGACGAUAUGGACAGGGCUCUUUCGGGCAGCAGAAUUCACACCUGGGUAGAGAUGUGGCGUCUUCUUUUCCCACAGGAUGCUGCUGUUCUUGAUCCAGAAAUCCUACCCGUCGUGGAGAUCUUCGAGGCAGAGGAGGAAUUCGACGACAGUGCAGCUGAGCUCAAAGAUGAUCUGUGCGAGUGCCUGAGGCGAGUCCUCCCCGACCAGGCCGGAGAUUCCCUUGUCUACAGUGUCCUCGCCGGCCAGAUCCAGCUCGUCUUUGAGCAGCACAGGGCCAAGGUCAAUCGGAGAUGCCGCAACAGUGUCGCUGUGGGAGGAGACAGACGACCUCCCCAGGACAGGAGCAAGUUCAGACUGUCUCGCUUCUCGGUCAGCAUAGGAAACCAACCCAACAUGGCCACCAACAACACCACCAGCCAGCGGUCAUCGUACCCCUACCACCCUUCUUCUCACCAAUCCACAACGAGGCCUCGUGGGUCACAGCACCGCCCAACCUUGUCAAGGAGGACCACCAGCAUCAGCCCUACUUCUUCUUCCGUCUACUCCCGCUCCUCCUCCUUCUCUUCCUCGUCCUCCUCGCAGCAGCAGCAGCAGCAGCAGCAGCAGCAGCAGCAGCAGCACAACCAGCACCUCCGCACCCGCUCCGUCACCCGCUCCAGCUCCCUCAGCGUCGAGAGCCCCCGCCUCCCCUUCCGCGACUGGGUCCAGGGCGUCAAGCUCAACCCCAACUCCGUCUCCCCCUGCUCCUCCUCCUCCUCCUCCUCCUCCUCCUCCUCCGCCACGCCAGCAGGCCAGCGCGACUCUGGGCUCGCCCUGCAGUGUGACGACUGCGGCGCUGAGCCCUGCCAGUGCCCGACCUAUGCGGAGAAGCUCUCGGCGUUCCUGACGCCGGUGCCUGGGGCCGUGGCUCCCGUGGCGCUCUCACCGUAUGGGCAUGGGGACAGUGAUGAGGGGGAUAUGGACUGGGCUACGCAGUAUGUGGAUGAGGCGUUGUCUGCUGGGGGCGUGUUGACGGCGCGACGGCCGGUGGACGCGAAGGAGGUGUUGGUGGGUAACCAUCAUUAUGAGUUGGGGCAGAAGAAGGUGGAUGGACAGUCGCCUAUGGUUGCGACAGCACAGCCGGCGUUCUUUUGA
Messenger RNA from Cryphonectria parasitica EP155, 2676 nucleotides. RefSeq lists its product as uncharacterized. The transcript has 4 exons. The record is from RefSeq and is a predicted model, not a curated record. NCBI's taxonomy places the organism in Eukaryota, Fungi, Ascomycota, Sordariomycetes, Diaporthales, Cryphonectriaceae. The coding region runs from base 1 to 2676 and encodes 891 amino acids.